Molecule: messenger RNA, 3054 nt
Organism: Parastagonospora nodorum SN15
Lineage: Eukaryota; Fungi; Ascomycota; Dothideomycetes; Pleosporales; Phaeosphaeriaceae
Exons: 5
Coding region: 1-3054 (1017 amino acids)
Biological process (GO): post-transcriptional regulation of gene expression
Cellular component (GO): cytoplasm
Molecular function (GO): mRNA binding
Source: RefSeq, a predicted model, not a curated record
AUGGCCUAUCCUGCAGGCAACGGGGGCCUCCGCUCCCCCCGCGAAGACUCGUUCGCGUUCCGCAACUCUGCUGGUGCUCAGAUGGGCUCCGCCAACGAUGUGCGCGGCCAGCUGCACCGACGCUUCACCACGAACAACAUUCCUACUGUGAGCACGCCGCUCUCGCCAAUUGGUCAGCAACGCAGGCAGGCCGCUGAGCCGACCGAAUUCACAACAGCGACGUACCACAAGCUUCAAGUGCUCGAGAAAAAGAAGCUUGAGUACGAAUAUCUCAAGGAACAGCGCAGACGCUUUGAAGCCGAAAUGGAACUCAUAGAUUUACAGUCCCGCCGCGGCGAAGAGGAGAUCCACCGCCUGUCCACCGAUCUUCGAUACGGAAAGCAGCCCGCCCACAGCCAGCCCACCACCCCGCCCGAAUUCAGCGACGGAAACGGCUUUCCCUCUGCCUUCUCGCGUCCGAAUCGCUUCAGCAUGUCGAGCAUCAACCCCGGCAUGACUACCCCUCGUGGUAGCCGCGCCAACUCCCAGGUCACUUCACCGCCCGCCCAGUUCUUCAACAACAACAACGGCUUGCCCUCGCAGUCUGUGCCUGGUACCCGCCGCAACUCUGACGAGGACCACGAUGACUUUGAUAACGACGACUUCACCCCUGUGAGCCCUGUCACUCGCAAGAACAACCGCAUGUCUAUGCCAGUCACCAGUCUGGAUCUGCGUGGCCGUGACAACUUGCCCGACCUGGCUUCGGUCCUGGGCCACAUUGACACCACCGGUUACCUCUUCGGUGAAGAGGACAAAGAGCACAAUCCGGUCGGUUCUCCGGACCACAAGGCUUAUCUCCAGAUGAGCAACACAGAUGACAAGUUCCCCAUCUUGGUCCGCCGCGAUGGAGCUGGUAAUGGUACGAAACUCUCUGCCUCUUCUGCUGCGCUUGAUUUGGCCCUUUCCCAAUCCCCUGGCCCGGAGUCUCACCCAAAUGGUUGGCAAGGCUAUCGUCAUCGUCAAGCUCAACAGUCUUUGCCUACUAACACUUUGCGUAAAGCUACCCAGGGUGACGAGUACGACAACGGCCAAGUUAAUGGUAAUGCCGACAACACUCCCAACAAGAACAUGUCCAACAACCGCCGCUCGGUAGAGUUUCACCUCAGCCCCGAGCCCAGGCGUUCCAGCUUCGCCAGCCCCACUAACGGUAUGCCCAAGCUGACGCAGUCAUACUCUGCGAGCGAUGUUCCCACUCUCAAGAAUGGCACUGGAGUGAACGGCACGAAUGGUGGCGGCUUCAACACUCAUGCGGAGCAGCACCUGCACAACCACAACGCCAACUUGGGACGCAUUCCCUACAACGCUAUGAACAACCGUCACAGCCGUGAGAUUUCCAAUGGAUACAAGGAGCAGGACUAUCGCUCUGGCUACUCUGGUCUUCAUGCGAGCGCUGCUCCUUUCGGUCCUGGCAUGACUUCCGCUGCUCCUGUUAACGGACUCGCUGGCACCGUCGGAUCUCCCACCAUGUCGCAGUAUGCUGCUGCUCCUGCUUCCAGUGCCCCUUACUACGGUUACGGCAUGUCGAUGCUGUCAGGUGCUAUGAACGGCCUGUCCAUGGGACCCGGUCCGCAGAUGGGCGCUCCUCCUGCUUACGGUGGCAACGGCAUGUUUGGUGGUGGCGGCAAUGCUGGGUACUACAACCCCUAUGCUACGUACGGACCACAGUCCCGCGUUCAGGAUAGCCAGGCUCGCGUCAUCCAGAGCCGUCGCCUUCAGAACGAUGCCAACCGCUUCAUGAACUACGACUUGAAGACUAUGCCUCGCCAAGAGAUCUACAGCCUGUGUAAGGACCAACAUGGAUGUCGCUUCUUGCAGAAGAAGCUCGAAGAGCGCGUUCCCGAGAGCCUGCAGAUCAUCUUCGACGAGACCGCCCCUCAUGUGGUCGAGCUCAUGACCGACCCUUUCGGCAACUAUCUCUGCCAGAAGCUCUUGGAGUUUGCCAACGAUGAGCAGCGCAACACUCUUGUUCGAAACGCCUGCCCUGCCAUGGUCUCAAUCGCGCUCAACCAGCACGGUACCCGCGCUCUACAGAAGAUGAUCGAGUUCAUCUCCACCGAAGAACAGACUGAAAUGAUCAUUCAGGCGCUGUCUGGCCAAGUCGUCGACCUCAUCCAGGACUUGAACGGCAACCACGUCAUCCAGAAGUGCUUGAACCAUCUCAAGUCCUCUGAGGCCCAGUUCAUCUUCGACGCUGUAGGCGAGCACUGUGUCAUCGUCGGAACCCAUCGCCACGGCUGCUGUGUUCUUCAGCGUUGCAUCGAUCAUGCGUCUGGCUAUCAGAAGGUUGACCUCGUUCGCAAGAUCACUGCGCACAGCUUCCACCUUGUCCAGGAUCCUUUCGGCAACUACGUUGUCCAGUACAUCCUCGACCUGAAUGACGCUGCUUUCACCACGCCCAUGUGUGAAGGCUUCCGGGGCAAGGUCGUGGAGCUCUCCAAGCAGAAGUUCAGCUCCAACGUCAUCGAGAAGUGCAUCCGCUGUGCCGAGAUGUCCGCCAAGCAGAUGUUGAUCGAAGAGCUGUGUGACGUCGAGGAGCUUGAGCACCUGAUGCGCGAUUCGUACGGCAACUAUGUCGUCCAGACGGCGCUCGAGUUUGCUCCACCUGCUCUGUGUAUCCAUCUCAUCGAGAUCAUGCGCCCCAUCCUGCCGUCCAUCCGCCAGACUCCCUAUGGUCGUCGCAUUCAGAGCAAGGUCCAGGAGCGUGAGGGUCGUUUGGCUGCCUUCACCGGCCGUGCCGCCUCGGGUCAAGUCUCUCCCCACUCUGGCAACUCGACUCAAUCCAGCGAGCACACCCAGGGCUUCACGAACCAGGGUCCUAGUGGCUACCAGGCCAACGGCACCUCUGUUCAUCAGGCUCCCAUGUACACCGCCACAGCCAACUAUGGUCCUAACAUCGCUUCGCCUCAGCCUCACCGCAUGAGCAACCCGCCUCUCCCUCACCACCUCAACAACUCUGUACAAAACCAAGCCUACCAGUACGGUCCGGCACAGAACGGCAUGGGUAACUUCUUUUAA